Molecule: messenger RNA, 753 nt
Organism: Sphenostylis stenocarpa
Lineage: Eukaryota; Viridiplantae; Streptophyta; Magnoliopsida; Fabales; Fabaceae
Source: the annotation of a GenBank genome assembly
AUGUUGGCGGUUUUCGAGAAAUCGGUGGCAAAGAGCCCAGAGGGUCUUGAGAGUCCUCAAUCAAAUUCCGUUUCAGCCUUAAAAGAUGGGUUUCUGGCACAGCACUUCUCUUCCGUUCACCCUGGUUCUGUCACCGUUAAUCUUGGCACUUCGGGUCUCAUCGCCUAUUCUCUUCACAAGCAGAAUCCCCUCCUUCCAAGGCUGUUUGCUGUUGUGGAUGACAUUUUCUGCUUGUUUCAAGGUCAUCUUGAGAAUGUUGCGAAUCUUAAGCAACAAUAUGGAUUGAAUAAAACAGCUACUGAGGUGACCAUUAUCACAGAGGCAUACAGGACUCUAAGAGAUCGUGGUCCCUAUCCUGCUGCUCAGGUUGUGAGAGAUUUCCAGGGCAAAUUUGCGUUUAUUCUGUAUGACAGUGGUGCUAAGACUGCAUUUAUUGCUGCGGAUGCCGAUGGGAGUGUUCCCUUUGUUUGGGGAACUGAUGCCGAUGGAAAUCUUGUACUUUCAGAUGAGAAAGAGAUCGUUACUAAGAGCUGUGGGAAAUCUUUUGCACCAUUCCCCAAAGGAUUUUUCUUUACAACAGCUGGAGGUUUGAGCAGUUUUGAGCAUCCACUUAAUGAGGUGAAGCCUGUGCCGAGGGUUGAUAGUUCUGGACAUGUGUGUGGUGCCACUUUCAAGGUGGAUGAGGAGGCUAAGAAGGAAUCAACUGGCAUGCCAAGGGUUGGGAGUGCUGCCAACUGGUCCAAUAAUAUCUGA